Plasmopara halstedii is the source of this 174-nucleotide messenger RNA. RefSeq lists its product as uncharacterized. The record is from RefSeq and is a predicted model, not a curated record. The coding region runs from base 1 to 174 and encodes 57 amino acids. Lineage: Eukaryota; Oomycota; Peronosporomycetes; Peronosporales; Peronosporaceae. The transcript has 2 exons.
AUGGCGGGGCUGAAUGCUCCCAUAUUCCCAAACAUCACCACGGAAUAUCUUAACCACCCAACUUCAAUUUGUGUUGAUUUGGAAAAUCAUUUAUUUAGCUUAAUUGUUAUACGCCGAGUUGCUAUGGCUGAGAACUGGGAUCGGCCAAAGCAGUGGCAGACGAAAUACGCAUGA